UGAAUCAGUCAGUCACCGUGCUAGUGUAUGUCUAUAUUAGUUUUUGUCUUGUUUUAAUAUUGUUUUGUAUCUAAAAGACGAUAUAUUACGUUAAAAACAGCCGAUCUAAUAAUGAAAAUGUAUUAUCCGUACCAUGGAAAUGAAUAUACAAAAGCAGAUCAUUGAUUUCUUUUCGUUCUUUGAGGAAUUCCAUAACGUUUCUAAAACGUGUUUGAAAGAUUGCCAAAAGUGCGCAGUUACUAUAAAUAAGUUAAUUUAUCGGUGUAAAAACAUAAGAGAUGCCGAGGUGACCCAGACGCCAUUGGCAGAAUUUGGUGGGCUGCAGGGCAAAUUGUGCGCGGCUCUGCACAACAUUAUAUCUGAGGAGAUACAUGAACUUAAACGUAACCUUGGUACCAUAGAAGAUUUAUUUGAUAAACUGUGCAACAAACACAAAGUCUUCCGUCAGAGUUGUGAAGAAUUAGAUUAUACAGAACAGAGUAAACUGAUCAAAGGAUCCCCUCUCCAGCCUCCAUUGCAGCAACUUCUAGAGUUUGCCGAUGACGCACUGACCUUUGGAAGCCAAGUCUGUGCGCAGAUUGAAACCUCUAUAACUGUACUAACAUUUAAAGGCUUGAAGUCAGAUUCUUUAGUUGAAAAUUUUAAAGUUUCAAGCGAGUGGAGCAGACGCAUCCCAGAAAUCCUAGCUUAUACCUCAUUCUGUGCUGAAAACCAAAUUUAACCAUGGACUUACUCGGUUCAAUCUUGAAUUCUAUGCAAAAACCUCCUUCAGCAAGUGAAGCACAGAAAAAUGCUGCCAAAAAGCAAAAAGAAGCUCUUGAGCGCAAGCAAAAAGAGGAAAAAAACAUGUUAAAUAGAUUUAGAAAAAGAGUUGAAGAUAAAAUAAGUGAUUUUGUUAAAGAUGGGUCCAAACCACACUUAGCAUUUGAACCGAUGGAUCAAACAUACAGAGCAAUAAUUAGAGAUGUUGCUGAAAUUGCCGGUCUUCAAGUAUUUUCAUUUGGCCAAGAUGGAAUUGACAGAUAUUCGGUAGUUUAUACCAAAGAAAGGCCACCAUCAGAGGAUGAGUUGACGGUCCGUAGAGCGGGUGGUAUUUGGGAUAAUGAAAAAGCUGCUGAAAUGGCUAAGCAGCGUAUUGAUAGACAAAAACUGGCAGCUUUGGAGUCGGAGGAAGAAAAAAAUAGAAAGCGCAAACGUGGCCAAGAGGAACUCAGUGGUACAUUCUACAAACAGAAGUAUGCCCAUUUAAUUGGUGAAAAUGCUGCUCUAGGAGCUGCUCAAAAGACGAAUAUGAAUAAAAGCUAUGGAGAGGUCCCAAGUGAGAAUAAGAAGGAUCAGCGUUCUAUAGAGCAGACUAUGGCAGAUAUUAGGGCUAAGAAACUGAGAAAGGCCGAGGCAGAGGCAAAUGAAGAUCAGACUUAGGUAGCGUGAAUCUGAAAAUUAGACAAGAUCCAAUACAUGCAAUACUAGCAGCAUUAGGACUAUGCCUUAUAGAAUAGUUGUGUAAGUUGUUUUUUCUUUCCAUCUCUUUGAAUUAUCUAGACAAUGGUUCAGCGUCACAUUUCUUCCUAUUUCACGCAUAUUUUUCAAUAAUUUAAUCUGACAGUCUAGUUUGCUAAACAUAGUUAACGUAGUUCAAACUACAUUUCAAUCGCUUUAUAAGUAGAUUCCUUUAAAUAGUUAUAGUUUCUCAUUUCUUAUGAUAAUUAUAGUAAUACAAAAGAUACUAUUAUUGAAUACCUACAAUUACAUAAAAUUUGUGACACACUGAGAAUGUGAUAGCAACUUUUAAGGGGUUGUUAUACCGCCAAUUUGUUACCUCUGGUAAAAUCAGCAUCAAAUAAAUAUAUAUGUAUUUGGUUUAUGUUGAUGCUGUUUGUACCUGUACUUAAAAGCAAUAUCCUAGUAAUAUACUAGACUGUACUUUAACCAUAAGGCUGUGGUAAUGCAAAUAAUAUAAAGUUAAUAACCAUAUCCAGGGCUUUUGCUCCUACAGACACACCAACUUAUCCAAUAGGCUGUUACUAGUAUUUAGGAAUUAUAGACAGUCAAGCAAAUCUUGUCACUAAAAAGGCAUGAAGUUAAAUUUUCCAAACUUUCGCUACAUUUUCAAUCAAUUUAUGCCUCCAUCGAUGUUGUUGAUGAUUCGGCCAACGUCAAGGUUUAGGAAGUUCGCCAGUGAGCCCUACAUUUCGUCACUACUUUUAAAAAAUCUCGUAUCUCACACUAUCUUAAAACGCAGUAAGUCUAUAUGCAUUCCAUACAUACUUCCUACAAUUUUCUUUUCAUUGACAGACGAAGAUACAAGUUUUUUUUAAAAGUAGUGACGAUUUCUCAAAUUUCCCGCGUCUCUUUAGUGACAAAAUUGGCUUGACUGUCUAUACAAAUGAGUAGAUAGACAUUAGAUAAUUUAUAAACAAUUGUCUAUUUCUCUUAUACGUUAUCACUUUCAGAAGUGUAGGACGUAUAGGUGUAUCUUAUUUUAAGUCUUUUUUAAUUGUUUCUGGCAAUUAUAAAUUAACUGUCCAUCAGGUGGACC
Leguminivora glycinivorella is the source of this 2539-nucleotide messenger RNA. RefSeq names its product sperm-associated antigen 7. Gene Ontology annotation, molecular function: nucleic acid binding. Bases 724 to 1422 code for a protein of 232 amino acids. The record is from RefSeq and is a predicted model, not a curated record. Lineage: Eukaryota; Metazoa; Arthropoda; Insecta; Lepidoptera; Tortricidae. The transcript is spliced from 3 exons.